This is a messenger RNA of Diaporthe amygdali, 3582 nucleotides long. RefSeq lists its product as uncharacterized. The transcript is spliced from 2 exons. Lineage: Eukaryota; Fungi; Ascomycota; Sordariomycetes; Diaporthales; Diaporthaceae. Bases 1 to 3582 code for a protein of 1193 amino acids. The record is from RefSeq and is a predicted model, not a curated record.
AUGCUGACUGUCUCCAAGGCACAGCCAGAAGAUGCCAGUCACGACGUUGACGCCGUCUCGCGAGACGCCCGUCCCGCGCCCGAGCCCGAGUUAAACGGCGAGUCCCCCGCUAACGUCGUCGUGGACAAGCUGGUCAACGACAUCGUCGAUGAGGUGGUCAACUCGGCCGAGGUCAGCGUCAGUGGGGGAUCCGACACCGAAGCCUCCAAGUCCAGAUCCGACGACAAGGGCCAUGUCAGAUCGUCUUCGGUCAAAAAGCCAACAUCUUUCAAGUCGGUGCCCAUCAACAAGAGUUUUCAGGCCAAGCUCGCCUCCAGCAGUGCUGCAGCCAAAGUCCCCGAGAAGACUGCUUCGACUGCAUCGUCGACCGCAGGCCCUCCAAGCACAUCAUCUACACCAAAACCUCGAUUGGUUGCCAAGACCACAGGAACACUGCGAGAUGCCUCCAAGUCAUCUCUCGCCCAAAAUGGACGACCCGCACCAGAUGGAAACGCUGUAUGGAACAAGAAUCGACCGCCUCCGACUCCCGACCUUAAGAAGAUGACGGACGAGGAGCUGUUGAAGCUUGGUAUACACGUAGCUAACAGACUACAACCUGACGUUGCAAAGGGCCAGGCAGCAUGGGCUGAUAUUGACGAAAGCGACGACGAAUGGGAUGCACCAGAGACGAUCACUUGGACCGAUGGCACCAAGACCACAAUUCCGCAUGCCGACGAACCUGUAAACGUACCUGAGCCGCCUCCGCCUGCGCCUGCGAUUGCGCCUGUACCUGUGCUUGCGCCUGCAGCCAAGGAAAGCAAGCCCCUCGACAAACCACGGUCGCCAGCCCCGCCCGCGGGCUCUCCCUCCGUGAAGCCUAGUCUACCAUCCGGCAAGGGGCUCAUUCUCAAAGGCGCGCCAGAAAAGCCCACACUAGUCGCAAAGCCUCCUGCGCCCCCGACCCCAGUCAAGAGUCCGUGGGCCGCACUGCCACCUGUCCAAAAAGCUUCUCCCAUGGAAGUCGCGGGCGAACAGCCGCAGCGAGGCUUCCCGCCGCCAGGACCAGCCUAUGGUGUGAAAGGCGUGACUCCGCCUGCCGCAAGAGAAAUCGCUGCCGAUGAUUUCAGUCGAUCACCGCGUCGGGACCACCGGGAACUGUACAACUCUCAUUCAGGUCGAUAUGAGCCCGUUGCUGACCGUCGAGGAAUGCCAGUAAGGCCCGAGUACCAGCCGCGACAACCAGCCCUACUUCAGCGACCGUCCCAUGGAGAGACGCAGGGCCCAGCGGAGCCCUCGGCGGCAUUCCAAACAUCCCACACCAGCGGCGGCUACGGUAGGAGGCGCGGCUCGUCCAAUGUUAGUGGCGGAAGUGGCAGCUUCCAGAGACUGGGCAGGCCUUACGAGCAAGGUCUUCCCCCUUCAGAAAUGCUUGACCCUCGGCGAGGCUCAUUCACCGGGGCCAGCGAUCAUCCCACGUCCCCACGGAACUUUUCGCCCUCCGAUCAUCAUGGAGGACCGCGACAGCCCAGUGCUUCACCAUGGCAACACCGAGCAUCACCGGCAAUCUCGCAUGCCGCACCCUCAGUCCCAGGUAGCAGUGAGAUGCAAACGGUGCCCCCAGCAAAUCCCGUGGUAGAUGAUGUCGAAUUCCAGAAGAAACUGAUGAAGGAACGUCGCGAGGAAGCAAUCAGAAGGCGUCAGGAGGAAGAGGCUAGGGAAGAGGCCGCAAAGCAAGAGCGUCUGCGCAAGAAGCUGGAAGCUUUGGGCCCAGCUCCCGAGAGAAAGAGCGAGAAGAAGGAAGUCCAUAAAGAGACAGCAGGAGCGGAUCAGUUGAGCGAGACACCACAGCAGGCUCCAGCGUCCCAAGAGGCGAAGGAAACCAAGCCGACCGCAACACCGCCAAACCCAUUGGCCGAGAGCAGCCAGGACACACUUCCCAACGGUGUUGGUCCGGACGCCCAAUCCCACGCGAAAGCUCCAGCUACUGCCGAGCAGCCUCCGGCGCCGGAGAACAAGCAUGCGCACCCUUGGAAUCCUCGAGUGCAGACUCAAAACCCAACCGAUCGACUCACGUGGAACGCAGGCAGUCAGGCACCCAAGAACGUCUGGGGCCCUCCAACCAACGACCGCUCUCUUGGAAAUGGAACUUUCAACUCGGUGCCAACCCAGCCCUCGCAGUUGGCCCCCGUACGGAGUGGCCGUCCUGGACCCGGUCCCAUCGCGCCACCAAGCGCGACAUCCAAGCCGCCUGGGCCGCACUCACAGCCGGCCCCGAUUGGGCCCCCACAACGGAGCGGAUCACGGGCACAACCACAAGAUGAUAAUGCCCAGAGAAGGAACAAAUGGACGUCUGCUGUACUGGCAUCGGACGAAGACACUCGGCUGCAACGCCAGAAGCAGCAACGUGACCUAGAGCAGGACAUGAAAGCUCGCGGACUGGACUAUUCUGACCUAGCAGCCCCCAUCAACGAGGCUUGGACGUCUACGAAGGAGGAUGAACAAGGACAACGAGUGCGUGAUUCGAUGCAGUGGGUCUUGCGCGGCAAUAAUGCACAAAACUCUGCCUCACGGACCGCCGGCGCUGGUGACUUGGGCCAACAAGAUGCUGCGGCACGCUUUGUGCCUCCACCCGUUAGCCAGAACGGUUCAACAACAUCUGGGUCCCAGCGAUCAAGGUUCUUCCCACCUACCCGAGAAGUAGACCAGACAGCACCGAUCGCCCCUGAGACUGGCAGAUCUCAGUCUCCUUCUCCCCCGCCUCCUGAUAUGGCUGGACACCCUGCUUUUGACGGCGACAUGGCACACCCCCAUGUGUCGCUGCCGCCUACAAAGCCCAUUGUGAAGUUGCCACCUGCUGCGCCCUCCUCGUUCCCGGCGUCACAGCGCUCUGGCCAGCCCAGCUCUGCAAGGUCCGCAUCUAGUCCCCAAUCUCUUUCUUCCCGACCGUUCAGCUCUUCGGGCCCAGGUUCCAAUCACACAGCACCAAACUUCUGGCAAGACCGGAUCAAGAAUCUCUUGGCAGACAAUUCAUCGAAUCCGCCGAGCGUGGACUCAUCCAGCAGGACUAGUUUGUUGCAGCCCACCCACCGUGCUGCGGCCACUGUCUCGUUGCCGACUAUCUUCGCCCCAAGCUCAACGGUUGAUGACGGCUCCUUCGCCACCAAGACAAUGGCUGAAGAUUGCUUCGAAGAGCAGGAGAUGGGAUCUCUCCCGCCUGUACAUCUUCCGACGCAGAUUCCAGAGGCAGCUUGGGAGCCUGCCAAGGCGCCACCUCGGCAAGAUCGGAGGCUCAAGGAAGCAAUUACUACCAGCGCUGAGGCGUUGAUGUUCCACCCUGAGGGCAGAAACUAUGUCAUUUUCUUGCCUAGCAUGUCGGGGCGUAGAACAGUGGCCAUGGCAGCGUCAUCUGUCAGCAGCCCUCAAGGCCGGCGCCCUCAACGCGCAUCGCGUUACUCCUCUUCGUAUCGUGGUGGCAACCGAAACCGAGACUCAUCAGAGCAGGGUGGCCCUUCUGGAUCAAAUUUUAGCCGAGGUGGCCGUGGUUCAUACCGUGGCAGAUCCGAAUGGAAUCGUGCCGCGGCAACACCCAUCCAAACCCAGUAA